GCCCCGGCGGCCCGCGACCCUGCUAGGCUGCGGCGGCAUGGCCCGCGCGCCCAGCGCGACCUCUGCGGAUUGCAUCGGUGUGAGGCGGCGGGGCAUGCCCAGGGCACCGGGCGCGGCCUUCAAUGGGCGAGGACACGGACACGCGGAAAAUUAACCACAGCUUCCUGCGGGACCACAGCUAUGUGACAGAAGCUGACAUCAUCUCCACUGUCGAGUUCAACCACACUGGGGAACUGCUGGCCACAGGUGACAAGGGUGGCCGUGUGGUUAUCUUCCAGCGGGAACCAGAGAGUAAGAACGCCCCUCACAGCCAGGGUGAGUACGACGUGUACAGCACCUUCCAGAGCCAUGAGCCGGAGUUUGACUACCUGAAGAGCCUGGAGAUAGAGGAGAAAAUCAACAAGAUCAAAUGGCUCCCGCAGCAGAACGCCGCACACUCACUGCUGUCCACCAACGAUAAAACUAUUAAGUUAUGGAAGAUCACCGAACGAGACAAGAGGCCGGAGGGCUACAACCUGAAGGAUGAGGAGGGGAAGCUGAAAGACCUGUCCACCGUGACAUCACUGCAGGUGCCUGUGCUGAAGCCUAUGGACCUGAUGGUGGAGGUGAGCCCGAGGAGAAUCUUCGCCAAUGGCCACACCUACCACAUCAACUCCAUCUCAGUCAACAGUGACUGUGAGACAUACAUGUCAGCGGAUGACCUACGCAUCAACCUCUGGCAUCUGGCCAUCACUGAUCGGAGCUUCAAUAUCGUAGACAUCAAGCCAGCCAACAUGGAAGACCUCACAGAAGUGAUCACAGCAUCCGAGUUCCACCCUCACCACUGCAACCUCUUUGUCUACAGCAGCAGCAAGGGGUCCCUGCGGCUCUGUGACAUGCGGGCAGCUGCCCUGUGCGACAAGCACUCUAAGCUCUUUGAAGAGCCCGAGGACCCCAGCAACCGCUCCUUCUUCUCAGAGAUCAUCUCCUCGGUGUCCGACGUGAAGUUCAGCCACAGUGGGCGCUACAUGCUCACGAGGGAUUACCUCACGGUCAAGGUCUGGGACCUGAACAUGGAGGCGAGGCCCAUAGAGACCUACCAGGUCCACGACUACCUGCGGAGUAAGCUCUGUUCCCUGUAUGAGAGUGACUGCAUCUUUGACAAGUUUGAGUGUGCCUGGAACGGGAGUGACAGCGUCAUCAUGACAGGGGCCUACAACAACUUCUUCCGCAUGUUCGACCGCAACACCAAGCGGGAUGUGACGCUGGAGGCCUCUAGGGAGAGCAGCAAACCCAGGGCAGUGCUCAAGCCCCGGCGCGUGUGUGUGGGUGGCAAGCGGCGGCGUGAUGACAUCAGUGUGGACAGCUUGGACUUCACCAAGAAGAUUCUGCACACAGCCUGGCACCCGGCCGAGAAUAUCAUCGCCAUUGCGGCCACCAACAACCUGUACAUCUUCCAGGAUAAGGUCAAUUCUGACAUGCACUAGCUGGUCUCAGUGGCCCUCCAGGCCACCUCUGUAGGAGGAUGAGCGUGGUGGCCCUCAGGGGACAGGAGUCCCUAGGCUGGAGUUGCCUUGGAUGGUAAUUGCCAGUUUAAACAAAGGAAAGGGAGAAGAGCGUCAGUCACAGGUGAUAAAAUGGAUGUGCCUGGUGGGCCUCGGUCCAGGGUUCCUUUGUUUACGGUCCUUCUGCCUCAGGCUGGGCCUUUGUUUAUUAUCAGGACUUUAUUCCUGUCCAGGGGUGAUUUUUACUGCAGUGGAUCAGUUGCUAUCAGGGAAAGUUAAGCUGGUCCCUGACAGGGCUCCAGAGAAAGAGUGAAGCUCGCAGCCAGUCAAGAUCUGUGCCAGCCACGUGCUCUGGCUCAGAGCUGCUGGCUCCUGUUGGAUUUUGGACAGUGCAUUUUCAUUGAGUGAUGGCAAUGCCAACUCCUCACUGGGGUGUUGGGGAGGUCUUUUCCGUAUCCUAGGGGCCAGGCCAGGGCAGGUCCUGAGAGGCAGAGCUGAAGUCCUCGGGUUAAUCGUGAGGCAGGGCUAGGUUCCUUGGGUGGCUUUUCCAGGCUGGGGCAAGUCCUGAGAGGCAGGACUGGGGACCUGUGUGGGCUGUAGCCCUCACCUCACUGCCGUCCAUUUGUGAGUGCCCACUGCACGCUGGGCAUGGUGCUCAGUCCAUAGUGGCUGUGGAUGGAUCCCCACAGCCCACUCUGUGGUGGUGUUGCUGUCACUCCCCCACGCUAUCCAGUCAUCUUCCCACAGCUGACAGUGGGUCCUGUCCCUGACUGCAGAAUCCUCUAGCCCGUGAGGCAGGUGCCCACUCAUUUCCAUAAGUCCCAGGCUCUGCUGGAGCUGGGGUGUGGUUACCAUCCCCUUUGUACAUAGGACGGAAACUAAAGUGGAGAAACGGGGGUGUCUAAGGAGUCACAGCCCGAGGGCUGAGUUGGGGUUCCAUGCAGGUCUUUCCACGGGCUCUUUCCAGCCCCACCCCCAUUGAUGACUGGUUUCCAAGCAGCAUCCCCAUGGAAGUUUCUGGAAGGGAAGUAUCUCCAUCUUGUGACGUCAGAGCAGGUGCACUGGCGACAAGAUGACAUGAGAGAGAAGAUGGAGAAGAGCUGCAGUGGCUCCCCGCUCUGCUUGGUGGCAUCCGGACAUGCUCCCAGAUGCACUUCACCUACAUUCUACCUGCAGCUUUCUCUUCACCCUCCCAGCCGCUCCCCAAGGAGGUUGCAUGCAGCCAGGCAGCCCCAGAGGACAUUCACUCAGACCUCCCCAGAGGCACAGGUCAUUGGCCGUUCACAGUGAUCCCUGCUCCAUGCUCACUCCUGGAAUCCCAGAACUGCAGGGCUUGGCAUUUUGACUCUGGAAGCAGACAGCAGAGGGGCUUUAGUUUUUACAACGUGAACUGCCACCCAGGAAAUGGAGACGCAACGGAGCUUUUUUUCUCAGUGGAUCAAGGUAUCCUUGUGUGUGUCAAAGCACAAACCGCAUGCACACUCACUUCCGGCCAUGUAUUUACACAGAAACUGGGUCCAUUACAUUUUUGGGUUUUUUUAUUUUUAUUUUUAAUCAACGUGAAUGAAGAAUGUUUAUCCAUCACUGUAAAAUUCAGGCGCUCUGGACAGUAUUAUAUGUACAUAUUGACCCUGGUUAAAGUGAGGAAUCAAAAGAUCGGGCGACUUUCCCCUCUUGUAAAGAAGUGGAAGAAUGUGGCCAGUUGUACAUAAAUCCCAUUGCAGCCAAAAUCCAGGUGAGAGGGCCUUACGCACUGGCCUGGAUCUCCGGCACACCCGCUUGCCUUUGCAGUUUGGCAUCAGAGGGGACACUUGCCUUGGGGGCUAGCUGCUGCUGUGAGGCCACAGGUGUGACACGUACCAUCUUCAAAGUCAAAUCUCACGUGGUCUGCAAAAGGAGGGGUCUUGCACACACCCCUAGAUUCUAGACUUCUGUUUUAAACAUUGGGUACCAAAGUAGGAAGGAAAGAGAGAGACAGAAAAAGAUCUCAGAAGAAAAGCAUGUCUUUGGGACCCCAGGAAAUCACCCAGGUCCAGAGCGGACUGCAAAUAGUAAUGUGUGUAUUAACUGGGGAAGCAGGUGCGGAGGGGGAGGGGCAGCGUGAGGAAUAGCAGAAGGACCAGAGCCAAGCCACAGACUUCGCCACCUUACUCUGCUUAAGUUCUCUGGUCUUGAAUAUGUGGCAUUCCCGUCAUCAUCGCGACAUUGUUGGGUUUUGAGUUCGUCUCUUCUGCUUUGGUUCCUCUCUGAGGGCGGAGCCCCCGGAGGGUGUUGGGUUUGUCCGUGCUGGUGACAUAGUCAGGCCCAGUCAUCUGGGGUUCUGUGGCUCAUAGGUGCAUUCUUGUUUUCUUCGGUGUCUCACAAAUUAUCCAACUGUUGAAUAAAAUUAUAAAUAUGUUAA
This is a messenger RNA of Peromyscus californicus insignis, 3885 nucleotides long. It is a transcript of the gene Ppp2r2c, whose product is annotated as protein phosphatase 2 regulatory subunit Bgamma. Lineage: Eukaryota; Metazoa; Chordata; Mammalia; Rodentia; Cricetidae. The record is from RefSeq and is a predicted model, not a curated record. Gene Ontology annotation, cellular component: protein phosphatase type 2A complex; cytosol. Gene Ontology annotation, biological process: peptidyl-serine dephosphorylation. Gene Ontology annotation, molecular function: protein binding; protein phosphatase regulator activity.